Notothenia coriiceps (black rockcod) is the source of this 7583-nucleotide messenger RNA. RefSeq names its product activin receptor type-2A. Gene Ontology annotation, cellular component: plasma membrane; activin receptor complex. The transcript has 11 exons. The coding region runs from base 876 to 2441 and encodes 521 amino acids. The record is from RefSeq and is a predicted model, not a curated record. Gene Ontology annotation, molecular function: ATP binding; activin receptor activity; activin binding. NCBI's taxonomy places the organism in Eukaryota, Metazoa, Chordata, Actinopteri, Perciformes, Nototheniidae. Gene Ontology annotation, biological process: cellular response to growth factor stimulus; activin receptor signaling pathway; protein phosphorylation.
GAGGAGGCGAGGAGGAGACGGACUUGGGAAAAGCAGCUCGUCCUAAACUCGAUAGCUGCAUUAGCUACACGGAUUAGCGGCAGCUUUAGGGGUUAUUGCUAACAUAUGAUAGUGUUUCCACUUGUUCAUUCAAGUCAUUUCGACGGGAGAAGGUUGUUUGGCCCACUUUGGAGAGGGCUAACAAGGCGGAGGGAGCCUCGGUUGUUUCCCUGUUGGAGCGGACGGAGCUGCCCCGCCACUAUCGGCAGAAACGGAGGUUUACACGCGGAAUAUAACAACAAAAUACACGUUUUCAGCCUCCCGUUUCCGCGGUAGGAGAAUCUAAAUGAUUAUUUCAACAUCGUUUUAAAGCUAUGCGAUCGAGGGUGUCGAGGAGAAGUUUGAUCGGAGAGCGAAGUGCGCUUGAUUUCCAAUCCGAUGGAUGUUAGCCCUGCCCGGCUGUGGCUUGGCUCUCUGCUCCGCUGCUGUGAGAAUAACACAACAACAACAACAACAACAACAACAACAACAACAAGUCUCUUCAUAACAAUGCUGCACACACAAGUAUAUGACAACCCCGGCUUGAAUGCCAACAAGACAGCCUCCGUUGCUUGUCUCUAAACCUGGAAAUACCUCCAACCAUCCCCUCCGCUUCUUCUUCACCCCUCCUCUUCCUCCCUUCUUCUUCUUUUGGACUGGUAAGGCUUGCAUUGCCUGGGAUUUGUGGAUUUAUCCCUCGAUAUUGACAUUUUGAAGAUGUCCUUUUUGCACAGACAGAGCUCGGUGGAGCAGCAAGACAUUUAAUUUGACUCUUGAAUUUGAGAUUUGUGGGCUUUUUUUUUGUUUUUGCUUUUUUAAAUUCUCUUUCUAGUGAGAGGAUCAGAUUCGGAUGGAAAAUGGGAGACGCCACCAAACUGGCCUUCGCCGUUUUCCUCUUCUCCUGCUCUUCAGGUGCCAUCCUGGGACGCUCGGAGACGAAGCAGUGCGCCUACUACAACUCCAACUGGGAAAAGGAGCGAACCAACCGCAGCGGCAUCGAGCCUUGCAGGGGCGAGGAAGACAAGCGGCGCCACUGUUUCGCCACGUGGAAAAACGUCUCCGGUGCCGUGGAGGUGGUAAAGCAAGGCUGCUGGCUGGACGACGUCAACUGCUACGACAGUAGCGAGUGUUUGGAGAAGAAGGAGAGCCCUGACGUCUUCUUCUGCUGCUGUGAAGGCAACAUGUGCAACGAGAAGUUCCUGUACGCCCCUGAAGUGCCCCAACCGGGAGCACCGCAUCAUUCUACCGCCUACACCACCUCCAACCCAUUUUCCCAGAAGCCCCAGCUGUUCAGCACUCUGCUGUACUCCCUUGUUCCCAUCAUAGGCCUGGCCGCCGUGGUCCUCUUCUCUUUCUGGAUGUGGAGGCAUCACAAACUGGCCUACCCCGCCGCCCUCGUCCCCACACAUGACCCCGGACCCUCACCCCCGUCCCCCAUCCUGGGACACAAGCCGCUGCAGCUGAUCGAGGUGAAAGCCAGGGGGCGCUAUGGGUGUGUGUGGAAGGCCCAGCUCCUCAACGAUUUUGUGGCCGUUAAAAUCUUCCCCAUUCAGGACAAGCUCUCGUGGCAGAACGAGUACGAGAUCUUCAGCCUGAGCGGCAUGAAACACGACAACAUCCUCCACUUCAUCGGAGCGGAGAAGAGGAACAAUAACCUGGACCUGGAGCUGUGGCUCAUCACCUCCUACCACGAUAAGGGCUCCAUGACGGAUUUCCUGAAGGCCAACGUGGUGUCGUGGAACGAGCUGUGCCACAUCACUCAGACGACGGCCCGUGGCCUGGCUUACCUGCACGAAGACAUCCCGGGACACAAGGACGGACACAAACCCUCCAUCGCCCACAGGGACAUUAAGAGUAAGAAUGUGCUGCUGAAGAGCAACCUGACGGCCUGCAUAGCUGACUUUGGCCUCGCCCUGCAGUUUGAAGCAGGGAAAUCAGCCGGAGACACACAUGGACAGGUGGGGACGCGGCGCUACAUGGCUCCUGAGGUCCUAGAGGGCGCCAUCAACUUCCAGCGCGACUCCUUCCUGCGCAUCGACAUGUACGCCUUCGGCCUCGUCCUCUGGGAGCUCGCCUCGCGAUGCACCGCCGCCGACGGCCCUGUGGAUGAGUACAUGCUCCCGUUCGAGGAGGAGGUGGGUCAGCAUCCGUCUCUGGACGACAUGCAGGACGUCGUCGUUCACAAGAAGCUGCGGCCCAUCCUGAGAGACUGCUGGCAGAAACACGCGGGUCUGGCCAUGCUCUGUGAGACCAUCGAGGACUGCUGGGACCACGAGGCGGAGGCUCGCCUGUCGGCCGGCUGCGUAGAGGAGCGAAUUGGCCAGAUGCAGCGCCAGGCGCCCGCCAUCGGCCCCGAGGAGAUCGUCACCGUCGUCACCAUGGUAACCAACGUGGACCUCCCGCCCAAGGAGUCCAGCUUAUGAUUGACGUGAAGACACACGGAUCAACACGAGGGGAAGAGCAGCCAACCCUGGUUGGUUGGCGUAACGAUUUUUUGUUCUUUCCUUUUUUCCGUUUUUUUCCUUUAAGUGCGGGCCGCUACUCGCGCUCAGGAAACACCUUGCGCCCACCUCACCACAUGAGUUGAUAUCCACCUCAUUUUGAUAUGUGUGCCUGAGGAUUUGAAACAUUUUAAAGGUUGAAACUCUCUCAUCUCCGAGCUAUCGAUUCAGGAUAUAUAACGAGGACAAACGGCGUCACCGAGUGCGGACAUGCUGGGACGACGACACUCGACCAACACUUCUACCAUGUAUUGUUUUUAUAUACAUACACACACACAUAGGAGGGCGACCCGUUCUGCUCGGUUUUUCUACGGAGAGAGAAGAUCCGGCGGGGAAAGUUCACAGGACUCUCGGUGCAUUUUAGUGUAAAAAAGAAAAAAAAAGAAAAAACCUGGCUCUGGAUACAUUUGCUGUUUUCUCGUGUGCGUUUUUCUGAAGAAACGACUAUCGUUCUGCCAAUAAGCAACGGCUUCUGAAUGUUUAUAGUGUAAUGCUGCUGUACAUAGUGUAUUAUGGACCCAGACAACUUGGUAAUCGAGCUUAUUUUAAAGGGGGAAGGGGGAGGGGGGGUCCAUUCUCAAGCAUUACAACGAUAAAAAAACCAUAAACCUCCUUCAACCAGGUAUACCUCAGUUCAGAUGGACACAGUUUAAAUUGAACCCUCUCCCUAUUCACGGUUCUCCACAACCUUCAUGAGUCUGCUGUCAGCCUCACUUAUGGGUAAUGUAGUCAGCAAGACCUCAAUACACAUGGCCAUACACACCAAGUGUUUCUCCCCUUUUCCUCCCCUCUCACGUUGAGGUUUCCUCCAUCCUGACUGAAAAAAAACACCUUUUUGUUUUUGUAUUUCUUAUGAUAAUGGGAAAAAGACAAAUGACACCCAUCCCAUGAUAAAGUUGUCGUUUAAAGUGAUUCUUUUUUUUUGGGUUUGCCGUGUCAACUGUCUACGGAGUAAUAAUAUCUGUCCUAGUUUUGGCAGUGAGAUCUGGAUAUAUACGUGUUUAUAUCUCUCUGGUUUAGCGCUGGGUACCAACUACUGAUACCUUUGAUAUUAAGGAACAGCUCAAAUCAGACGGUAGAACACGCUUGUCAUUUUCAUCUUUAUGUGCUGAUUCUAUCUUUAGAAAGUGCAGGUUAACAUAAAAUAGAUCAUCCGACUUGUCUAUUUUAGGAGAGGUAUCACAUUUUGAAGUGAAGGGGUACCCAGCCCUCAUUUGGAUUAUUCCAACCUGUAUUUAGCUGAGCCGGUUUGCUUUUGAUUUGAUUGCACACAUCUUUAAUUUGUUUUGGAUUACUAUCAAGAGUUUUCUGCUCUGUUUUGAUACACCUCAGGAAUCUUUGGUACUCAGCUCCUCCUCACCUAAGCCCCCCCCCGCCACCUCGCUGAUUCUUCCACUUCCUCUCACUUGGCACUUGUAAUGCUUUCACGCUACAAAAAUGUGUCUUUAUUACCAGUCCGAAUUCAAUUGAAACACUAAUCCCACAUAUGAAACUGUAAGCUUUUACUAGUUCUUGCCCUUCCCUGUUUUGAUUUAAGUCUGAAAGAAAGUUUGUCAAAUGUUACCCAAACACUUAUUUGUUGUCCCUUUUGUCUUCUGUCUCGACAAGCAAGCCAAAAAAGCUACUUUUAUUUUCUCCGUCUCCCCGCUGUCUUUCUCACUAGUUCCCUAAACUAGCUGGUGUGUUUUAUGACAAUUUUCAAAGUUAACAGAUUUCACAAAUUAACUAUGUGAUCAUUUGUAGACAUGAACUGCCAGUUAGGGGCAGUUUAAUUCUCCCCACACUGGGCUUAAUUUAACUCAUUUCAAUCGUGUUAAACCAAACGAUCGCACGGCUAACCGCAGUCAGACGAGGAAUCUCUCUUUUCAUCCUGGUGCCAUUUCUAAGUAUCCAUAUUAGUUACUCUUGUAGAUGUCAGGCAAAACGGAUGUAUCUGUCACAGUGGUGCAAGCCACAGUGACAUUUUUGACUCUUUAUUUCUUCUGAGGGACAUUGAACACUGGUGACCUGCAGUCUCUCCUCAAGCUUUGGGAACGGUUUCACAGGACAGUUUAAAAUCAAGUGUUUGGAAACACUAAAAAAAACACAAGGACACUACCACACUGUUUCACAUUCAGGGCCGAUUCAUAAUUAUGCUUUCUUUAUCUUCAAGCAAACGCCGUACUGUAGUGUUUGAGCAAAUAAGAGCUUAGCAAACAAGUUCAGAAAUUGAUGAUCAUCAGAUCAAAGACUAUUGCAACAACACAGCAAACCUGAAGGAAGUUAAAGCCAUCUUGUUAUUUGCCCACUGUAGCACGAUAACGAUAUUUGCAUCAAUGUUGCUUCCUUUUGUUGCCGCUUUAAUGAACUGCUAAAGAAAAAAAAGUAUUUGUCUGAAGUCCUCUUGAAGCUUAAAGUCAGGAAGGAUCAGCUCAGCAGAACCUCUGCUCUACCUCACCUUAUUUGGGGAAGGGAGUGUGGCAAAUGAACCAAAAUCAUAACCACGUUCCUCGGAUAGAAGUUUAAAAAGCCUGUUUGGGGGAUUAUUUCUGAAUGUAAACUCCCCUUUCUUUCCAUAUGAAAUGAAUUGCGGAAGCUAAAUAAGGCAAAUGACCUAAAACGGACCUGCAAGCUAGCACAAACACAGAGGAAAAAACACCAGUAUUACCUUUUUCCCCCGAGUUUGUGUCCAAAAGUAUAAAAAGUACUCACCAGUAUUACAGCAGCCAGAGUGUUUGGUUGGCACUACUGUAGGUAGACGGUGGAAGAUCUCCAGUGUUAAGACAAAGCUUGAGUUUAAACUGCGCUUGAGAAACCGACCCAAACCAACAAACACCAUUCAGGGAUUCAGUACUAUGCUUUUCUAAGUUCUAGCAAGUUAUAUGCAACCAGUGCCGCAAAUUACCCUACAGUGCUGUAGGAUCCUCUGCAGGAGUGACUUUCAAUACACACACACACACAAUUAACUUGUAGCAUUUUAAUUUUUUUUAAAUCCUUGCAUAUUGAUAUGUUGUAUUUAUUUUUUAAUUUACAGGCCUGAGGUUUUGGGGAUCGGAGUUUAGGUCCGACAAGAGUUGGCACCAUUUCUGGUUGAUGUUUGGGGGGGGUGGUUGUGGGUGGGUGUUCAGUUGUAAUUCAGGAAAUACUUUCAUUAAGUCAAAAAGAAAAGAUAUUAACUGUAAAACGUUCUUCUUUCUAUGGACAAACGACCGAGAAUGAAUGUUCUUCAGAAUCCUGGAUUCCAGUAUUGUGUGUACUGUGGUGGAUCGAGCCCGGCCCGGUGUAACUUUAGAGGGCUUCGGCUCGUGUGAUUGUGCCCUGUCGCCGUAGAAACUAGUAAAACCAACACAUUAGGAGAUCCAUUCAUACACUUAAUUGGUUUUACAAUUACCUACUGAAGAUUUGAUUGAGUACCUGCUCUAAUCAGAAAGAAAAGGAACAGUUACGGCAAAUGAUGUGCUUUCUUUUGGUUGAAAAUGAAAUAUUUAACUACAUAAUCAUAAGGCGGAUGUGCAAACAAGUGUUCUCCACACACCAACUGGUAUUUAUUAAGACAGAAAGUGGGCAUCAUGCAUACAUGAGAUGUGUGUUAUAAAACAAGUAUGAGAUUGCAUUCUAAUAAGUUGAAAGAUAGGUAACGUUGCUUUUAGGUUGUUUGCUAAUUUCACUGAUUGUGUUAUUAGUCCACACAGCAUUCUGUAACAUUUUAUUUUAACGCACAUUUAUACAAUUAUUUAAGGAUGAUUUUUUUUUUUUUGAUAAUUAAGGCAAUCAGUCUUUUCUGUCGAUGUUUUCAUUUAAAGGUGUAUGAAUGGGUUUCCUUAGCAUGCAGGGUUUACGUUUUUCUAUCUCGACUUUCUCUAGCCCAGCACCUCACAUUGCUGUGCAUAUAAACUACCAGUGAAACAUUUGUGUCUUGUUGCCCCCACUAUUUUAAGCAGUCUAGGAUCUGUACAGACAUGAGAACAUAAAUACCUGUAUCAACUAUAUACUCUGAGCUGAAUCUUUGUGUGUGUUGAACUUCAGUGUUUCCUCUACAUUCAUUUAUAUUUUUCUUGUGUUUUGACUCGCCAGCAGGGCAUGGCCCGGCUGCAUUCAAAGUUAUCCUUUAUACGAAAAAAAUAACUUUAAGUUGAGCUUUGUGUAAGCUAAAAGCUAGAGGCUCAUUGGAGUACUUUGUAAGGCAUCCAAGAAAGCACUUAAGGGUUCCUUGGCAGAAAAAACAAACAGCUAAUGACGAUCAUUGAGCCCAGGGCGUUCCUCAAGGAGCCUACUCGGGUCCCCUGUCGGUUGCAUUUUGAAGAAUCCCCAAAGCUCUUAAAAAUCUGUUGCAAUACUCCAUGUGUGAUAAUGCAAUCACCCACUACGGGUAUUUCAUUCCAGCAUCUCAAUCUCCUCCUUUUCCCACUGUUGAUAAGAAUUAUAGAGGAAACAUUGAACUCCAAUGACCUCGCCGCUAUGACUGUCUUGGCCGUAAGAUGAGUCUGGUUGCCAGGCCGGAAAUUUCUACAAAAAAAUCCCCCCUCGAAAACAAAUGUUUUUGACCCCCUCGUUUCUCAAGGCCCUCGAGUUGCAGUGCUGGUCCAGGAUCUGCCAACACAUGCUCUAAUGAUAUUGAUGCUCAUCGGGUUUCUGGUUUUAGAAUACUUAUAAAUAUAAUUCUUUAGGGACCCAAAAAUGAAAGUGGGUUGUGAAAAAGAAAUCGGAAAAUGUCUCGUUUCUUACUCCGGAUUCAUGUGACAUUACAUUGUAUGUUACUUACAAAAGGAUGUGAACAUAGAACAUGACAUUAACACCUGGAAGGAGUUAGUACAACACAAAUAUACCACAUGGAGAAAGGACAUUUUUGUUCUCCAUAGGUUGUGGUCCUGACCUCAUAGCUCCCAGUGAAGGGUCAUGGGAGGAUCAGAGAAAAGACAAUUCCCUUCGCAAAGUAUUAAAGCAGAAUAAACCUUAAGAAACCCUGAAUGCAAUAUCACAGAGGAGAUUUAAUCGAUCCCUGAUCAGCGUUGCAACUCUCGGUUAAUGGUUUUUAUCAGCUGAAGUGAUCCACGUGAUGUAAAUAAAUGUGUUUUUAGAUUGUGA